AGGCACGCGCACACGUUGCAGCUCCUCGCUUUCGGCGCCUCCGGAGUGGUUCGCGCGGCCGGGCAGGCGCACUGACAGGUGGCUCCGCGGACCCGUGGGGAUGGCGACGCUCUGUCUGACGGUGAAUUCGGCUGACCUUCCUCUGGGCCCUUUGCUGGCAGUAGAACAUGUGAAAGACAAUGUCAGCAUUUCUGUUGAAGAAGGGAAAGAGAAUAUUCUUCGUGUGUCUGAAAAUGUGGUUUUCACGGACAUAAAUUCCAUACUUCGCUACUUGGCCAGAGUCGCAACUACAGCUGGGCUCUAUGGCUCCAACCUGAUGGAACAUACCGAGAUUGAUCACUGGUUGGAGUUUAGUGCUACAAAAUUGUCUUCAUGUAAUUCGUUUACUUCUGCCAUCAAUGAGCUCAGUCAUUGCUUGUCUCUGAGAACAUACUUAGUUGGAAACUCCUUGAGCUUAGCAGAUUUAUGUGUUUGGGCCACCCUGAAAGAAAGUGCGGCGUGGCAGGAGCAGCUGCAGCAGAACAAAGCUCCGGUUCACGUGAAGCGCUGGUUCGGCUUUCUCGAAGCCCAGCAGGCCUUCCAGUCAGUAGGUGCCAAGUGGAAUGUUUCAACGGCCAAAGCUAAAGUGGCAUCUCAGAAAAAGCAAGAUGUUGGGAAAUUUGUGGAGCUUCCAGGUGCUGAGAUGGGAAAGGUCACUGUCAGGUUUCCUCCGGAGGCCAGCGGUUACUUACACAUCGGGCAUGCCAAAGCUGCUCUUCUCAACCAACACUACCAGGUUAACUUUAAAGGGAAACUGAUCAUGAGAUUCGAUGACACAAAUCCUGAAAAAGAAAAGGAAGAUUUUGAGAAGGUCAUCCUGGAAGAUGUUGCAAUGUUGCAGAUCAAACCAGACCAGUUCACUUAUACCUCGGAUCAUUUUGAAACUAUAAUGAAAUACGCAGAGAAGCUAAUUCAGGAAGGCAAGGCUUAUGUGGAUGAUACUCCUGCCGAGCAGAUGAAAGCCGAACGUGAGCAGAGGAUAGAAUCCAAACACAGAAAAAACUCUGUUGAGAAGAAUCUGCAAAUGUGGGAAGAAAUGAAAAGAGGGAGCCCGUAUGGUCAGUCCUGUUGUUUGCGAGCAAAAAUUGACAUGAGCAGUAACAAUGGGUGCCUGAGGGACCCGACACUGUACCGCAGCAAAAUCCAGCCUCACCCAAGAACUGGAAAUCAGUACAAUGUUUAUCCAACAUACGAUUUUGCCUGCCCCAUAGUGGACAGCAUUGAAGGGGUCACACAUGCUCUGCGAACAACAGAAUACCAUGACCGAGACGAGCAGUUUUAUUGGAUUAUUGAAGCUUUAGGCAUAAGAAAACCAUAUAUUUGGGAAUAUAGUCGGCUAAAUCUCAACAACACAGUGCUGUCCAAAAGAAAACUCACGUGGUUCGUAAACGAAGGACUAGUGGAUGGAUGGGAUGACCCACGAUUUCCUACGGUUCGUGGUGUGCUGAGAAGAGGGAUGACAGUUGAAGGGCUGAAACAGUUUAUUGCUGCUCAGGGCUCCUCACGUUCAGUUGUGAAUAUGGAAUGGGAUAAAAUUUGGGCAUUUAACAAAAAGCUGCGAGCUCUCUGUAAGAAGGUUAUUGACCCAGUGGCACCACGCUAUGUCGCAUUACUGAAGAAAGAGGUGAUCCCGGUGCACAUCCCUGAAGCUCAGGAGGAGAUGAAAGAAGUGGCCAAACACCCAAAGAAUCCUGACGUGGGCACGAAGCCCGUGUGGUACAGUUCCCGAGUUUUCAUUGAAGGUGCCGAUGCAGAGACCUUCUCAGAGGGGGAGAUGGUGACGUUUAUAAACUGGGGCAACAUCAACAUUACUAAAAUACACAAAAACGCAGAGGGAAAAAUUGUAUCUCUUGAUGGAAAAUUGAAUUUAGAGAACAAAGACUACAAGAAAACCACUAAAAUCACUUGGCUCGCAGAGACUGCUCGUGCCCUCCCCAUCCCAGCCAUCUGCGUCACGUACGAGCACUUGAUCACCAAGCCAGUGCUGGGAAAAGACGAAGACUUCAAACAGUAUGUCAACAGGGACAGCAAGCAUGAAGAACUAAUGCUGGGGGAUCCUUGCCUGAAGGAUUUGAAGAAAGGAGACAUUAUACAACUCCAGAGAAGAGGAUUCUUCAUAUGUGAUCAGCCUUAUGAACCUAUUAGCCCACAUAGUUGCAGAGAAGCGCCCUGUGUUUUAAUCUACAUUCCUGACGGGCACACAAAGGAAAUGCCAACAUCCGGGUCAAAGGAGAAGACCAAAGUGGAAGCAAUAAAAAAUGAGACAACUACUCCUACUAAGGAAAGACCAGCGCCGCCUGUGGCUAAUCCUUGUGCUGCACCAAAGGACCCCCUGGUUCUUUACAAUAGAGUGGCUGCCCAAGGGGACAUGGUUCGUGAAUUAAAAACCAAGAAAGCAGCAAAGGAAGACAUAGAUGCAGCUGUCAAACAGCUUUUGGCUUUGAAGGCUGAAUAUAAGGAGACAACGGGCCAGGAAUAUAAACCUGGAAACCCUCCUGCUAUCGUGGGACAGAAUGUUUCUUCUAAAUCCUCAGCAAGUACCCUGGAAAGUAAAUCUCUGUACGAUGAGGUCGCUGCACAGGGCGAGGUGGUUCGUAAGCUGAAAGCUGAAAAAGCCCCUAAGGCUGAAGUCAGUGAAGCUGUGGAGCGCUUGCUCUCUCUGAAAGCUCAGUACAAAGAGGAGACCGGGAAGGAGUAUGCCCCUGGCCAGCCCCCACUGUCCCAAAGCUCAGAUUCGACUUCAGCCAGAAGCUCUGAGCCUUGUGGUCCAGAAACCCCAGAAGCCAAAGUACUUUUUGACAAAGUAGCUUCUCAGGGAGAAGUUGUUCGAAAACUUAAAGCUGAAAAAGCUUCCAAGGGUCAGGUGGAGGCAGCUGUGCAGGGCCUCCUUCAGCUGAAGGCGCAGUACAAGUCUCUGACGGGCGCCGAGUACAAGCCCGUGUCUGCCGCCGGGGCCCAGGACAAAGACAAGAAAAAGAAAGAAAAAGAAAAUAAAUCUGAAAAGCAGAAUAAGCCUCAAAAACAAGAUGAUGGCUCAAAGAAAGAACCGUCCAAAAACCAAGGCAGUGGGCUGCCCCCCAGCGGAGGAGGAGAAGGGCAGGGGCCGCGGAAGCAGACCAGGUUGGGUCUUGAGGCAAAAAAAGAAGAAAAUUUUGCAGAUUGGUAUUCUCAAGUCAUCACAAAGUCAGAAAUGAUUGAAUAUUACGAUGUGAGUGGCUGCUACAUCCUCCGUCCCUGGGCGUUCUCUAUUUGGGAGUCCAUCAAGGAAUUUUUCGACGCUGAGAUCAAGAAGCUUGGUGUGGAAAACUGCUACUUCCCCAUGUUCGUGUCUCAGGGCGCCCUGGAGAGGGAGAAGACGCACAUCGCCGACUUCGCCCCCGAGGUUGCUUGGGUGACAAGAUCUGGCAAGACAGAGCUGGCAGAACCCAUUGCUGUGCGUCCCACUAGUGAAACAGUGAUGUAUCCUUCCUACGCGAAGUGGGUGCAGUCACACAGGGACCUGCCCAUCAGGCUCAACCAGUGGUGCAACGUGGUGCGCUGGGAGUUCAAGCACCCGCAGCCGUUCCUGCGCACGCGCGAGUUCCUGUGGCAGGAGGGGCACAGUGCAUUUGCCACCUUUGAAGAAGCAGCAGAGGAGGUCUUGCAGAUACUUGACUUAUAUGCUCAGGUGUAUGAAGAACUCCUGGCAAUUCCUGUUGUAAAAGGAAGAAAAACUGAGAAGGAGAAGUUUGCAGGAGGAGACUACACGACCACAGUGGAGGCCUUCAUAUCUGCCAGCGGCAGGGCUAUCCAGGGAGCAACAUCACAUCAUUUAGGGCAGAAUUUUUCCAAAAUGUUUGAAAUCAUUUUUGAAGAUCCAAAGACGCCAGGAGAAAAGCAGUUUGCCUAUCAGAACUCCUGGGGCCUGACCACUCGGACAAUUGGUGUCAUGACCAUGGUUCAUGGGGACAACAUGGGCUUAGUGUUACCUCCUCGUGUAGCCUGUGUUCAGGUGGUGGUCAUUCCUUGUGGCAUUACAAAUGCACUUUCUGAAGAAGACAGAGAUGCUCUGGUUGCAAAAUGCAAUGAUUAUCGAAGGCGAUUGCUCAGUGUUAAUAUCCGCGUUCGAGCUGAUUUGCGAGAUAACUAUUCUCCAGGUUGGAAAUUCAAUCACUGGGAACUCAAGGGAGUUCCGAUUCGACUGGAAGUUGGGCCACGUGAUAUGAAGAGCUCUCAGUUUGUAGCUGUCCGACGGGAUACUGGGGAAAAGCUGACAGUUGCUGAACACGAGGCUGAGACUAAACUUCGAGCUCUUUUGGAAGACAUCCACGCUAACCUCUUCAGCAAGGCUUCUGAAGACCUUAAGACCCAUAUGGUGGUGGCUAAUUCCCUGGAAGACUUUCAGGAGAUGCUAGACUCUGGAAAGAUUGUUCAGAUCCCCUUCUGUGGGGAAAUUGACUGUGAGGACUGGAUCAAGAAGACCACCGCCAGGGAUCAAGACCUGGAACCUGGGGCUCCGUCCAUGGGAGCCAAAAGCCUCUGCAUCCCCUUCCAGCCACUGUGCCAGCUGCCGCCGGGGGCCAGCUGUGUCUGCGGCAAGAACCCUGCCAAGCACUACACCUUGUUCGGCCGCAGUUACUGAGCCUACACCCCACCCCGAGCCCCGACCCUCCGCACUUUUUAAAAAAAUUGAUAAUAAUAUCUCCCCAGAUAUAGACAGUUUUAUGAUUUUUUAAAGUAAAAUUUUGAAAAGGAGGUCACAUGAGAUGAACACCUAUUCUUAUGUCUAAAGUAACAAGCUUUUCUGUAAACAACCCCAGUAAUAAAUAUCAUGA
This is a messenger RNA of Molossus molossus (Pallas's mastiff bat), 4853 nucleotides long. It is a transcript of the gene EPRS1, whose product is annotated as glutamyl-prolyl-tRNA synthetase 1. Gene Ontology annotation, cellular component: aminoacyl-tRNA synthetase multienzyme complex; cytoplasm. Lineage: Eukaryota; Metazoa; Chordata; Mammalia; Chiroptera; Molossidae. Gene Ontology annotation, biological process: translation; prolyl-tRNA aminoacylation; glutamyl-tRNA aminoacylation. The transcript has 33 exons. The record is from RefSeq and is a predicted model, not a curated record. Bases 101 to 4660 code for a protein of 1519 amino acids. Gene Ontology annotation, molecular function: proline-tRNA ligase activity; glutamate-tRNA ligase activity; ATP binding.